Molecule: messenger RNA, 2722 nt
Organism: Vanrija pseudolonga
Lineage: Eukaryota; Fungi; Basidiomycota; Tremellomycetes; Trichosporonales; Trichosporonaceae
Exons: 4
Coding region: 850-2451 (533 amino acids)
Source: RefSeq, a predicted model, not a curated record
CGCCGCCUCCGCCUCUGCUGCAUUGUUAUCGCCAGUGCACGCAGUGACAUUGUGCACAGCGCAACAAGCACGCACUCUUGAGCAGUACGCACCGCGCACGCCCAUUGUGUCACACUCUCGCGACGACCCGACAUUGAUUGUUGGACCGACCGCCCCAGCCCACACGGCCACACGCCCGUGCCCCCCAACCAAAGGCGACUUUUGUCUUUGCUUCUCGCAGCGCACGCCUCACGCCGCCGCAUCAUAUCCCCCAGCAUAGCGCGCGCACGACAAGCUCACGUCCAAACCCCCCACACGCACGAGCAGUCCACUCUGCUCUCGACAUUCCACUCGCGCUAUCGUGACGAAUCUCUACGACCACUUGACGCACGCGCUCAACCCGAGCUUUGCCGACUAGACCUGCGCGUGCUCACUCUGCGCGCAACAUUGUCGCCACCUCGUACUACCUCGCAUACUAGCAUCGGCGCCCCCCCAACGCCUCAACCCGCCUCGAAGCGUGCACUCGGCGGCAAAAGUCACUUCCCCCACCCACCCAGCACCCAGGGACGACAACGCCGCACACACCGCGCAAAGCCGCAAACGCCUGCUGCUGCCCAAACACAUUUCUUGCGGCGAGCAUCUCGUCUGUCUACUGCUGCAGACGCACAGUCCUCGUCCAAACUAGCUGCAGGUUGGAUCAGUGGCAAGUCGUCACCUUGCAUCAUCAUUAUCAGCAACAACUUCACCACCACUUUCAAACGCUGAGCAGCACUCGGAAGCGCACGUCAUAGGAUCGAUCGGCCUAGAUCAGACGACGCGAUUUAUCCCUUCCCUCCCCCUCCUUUCAACCACCACCGCUAGGCCUUAGUAAUGUCGACGACUGCAGCCAUUCGGGCGUACGUCCCCCGCCCGUCGUCGGUCCCCGCGACAUCACCGAACCCGCCACCAAAGCGACAGAACUUUGUCCCGCGUGCGACGAGCACCAGCAAGAAUGGCAGCCCAGCGCCCGUCUCCGAGGAGGUCAGGCGCAACGCCGACGCCAUCUUGAAGCUCUUGGGCGCCCUUCCUGCACCGCUCGGCAGCAGCCCGACAACCAAGGAGCACGCGACUCCAUCUCCUCGCUCAUCACCACCCUCAUUUGGAUCUUUCAGGGCCUACGCCCGCGCGCAGAAGCGCAAGGCGAGCGACUCGGACAGCGAGUCGGCGCUCGGCCUCGGCCUCGGCCUCUCUACCAACACUCCCUCACCAUCUCCCCUCGCUCCCCCAGCUACCAUCACCUCGUCCACGACCUCCCCAGCACGGCCUGUCCUCAAGCGCGCGCGCACCACCAACGGCGAGGCAGGAGCUGCUCGCGCCGUCUCACCUGCCGGACACGAACUCGCACGCGUAAACUCGUCCUCAGGGUCCGUCACGCCCAGAACAUCGAGUGGAUUCCCAUCACACAUUGUCUCGCCCCACCGCCAGCCUCGCAGUGCACUCCGUAACGAGAUUACAACACCACGCGGGACUGGCGACUGGACAACAGCACAGUGGUCAUCGGCAUAUAACACCCUGGGAGGUCGCGCGCACACCCUUAAGCGCUAUGGUGAUGCGUACUUGUCGCCCAACACGGCCAAGGAGCCCCUGCGAGGCAAGGUUCCCGAGGACAUUCUACGCGGCGACCUGUACCUCACCGACUCGCUCUGCCUGUACCUCUACCGCAACUUUUGUGAGGAGCGCGCCAAUGGUGGCAGUGUCAAGACCAAGCCAUACCAGCAGCUCAUUGGCCUCCGCGACUUUGUCCUCUCCCGCUGGAACGACUUGCGCUCUGGCGACAAGGUGGACGAGGAGCACAAGGACCGUGUCAAGGGAAUGAUCGGCCUGAUGUACCUCAUUGAAGCCGUCAUGGACUACCACAUGUCGACAACCGACCUUCGUCAGCUCAACCGCCGGGGAAGGGACCUGACGGCUGUGGCCGCCGCUGGAUCGACGUCGUCGACUGGUGUGCCCGCGUCCAACUCGUCCGCCCACGGCCCCUCGCCUGCAUCUUCGUCUGCCUCGCCUGGCGCAGUGGCAAGAUCACCUGCAUCUUCGACGGCCCAGCAGCCCGAGCUUACAAGUGACAUGCUCAAGCUGUUGUCUUCGACGGCCUCGACCUCUGGCAGUGCUCAGAAGGCCCUCGGCGCGUCGCGCCACCACCUCUCGCUCAAGACCCUGCGCGAGGUCUUCCCGCACACUUGGGACCGUGCGAUCAACUCGGAACUUGCAGACGAUCUCCUUCCCGUCCCGGGCGACACGCUCGGAUGCGCCCGCGCCCUCGACAUUGACGAGCCCGACACGUUUGCUUGGCCCAUCGAGCUCGGUCUCCAGAAUGCCGUCGCGCACGUUGCCGUCUUUGGUCGUGCCCUCGUCCGCGAGUUUGCUCAGGCUGCCGACCGCCCAUGGGAGGCAGUGUUCAACGAGCCUUCAUCGCCAGAAAGCCGAUCGACAUGACCCGGGCGAUCAAGCGAUCAUCACUUGUAUAGAAUAUCUCUCUCUGUCUCUCUGAUCAGCAUCACUGCCUCGUUAUCACCACCCUCAUCCCCUUUCCCAUCUCGUCCACACUUCUUCCAUCGCCCCCCACCUCCAACUCGCACCUCGUCGCUUCUCCUCCUUUCCAUUUGCUUUUGGGCCCCCCCUUUCUCUCCACCUCCUAAUUGUUGACAUGGCACACACACUACGACUAAUUGUACCCAAACGCAAACGCAUGCACUGUAUACUGCCA